AUGGCCCUCCUUAUCUCCACUCCAGCUCGCUACAGUCGUCGUCUGGCUUAUGCCACUACCUUUAACCGUAGUAACUUCUCGACGGCUGUUGACAAGGGAACGAUGACCCCAAGCGAGGCGUUUGUGGAGACCCUCGUGAAACAGGAUGUGAAAUAUGUCUUCGGAAUCGCCGGCUCAGCUUUCAUGGAUGCCCUCGAUCUCUUCCCCAUAGCCGGGAUAAGGUACAUAAGCGUCCAACACGAACAGAAUGCUGUUCAUAUGGCUGAUGGCUACGCCCGUAUCAGUGGUCGUCACGGUGUAUGCGCUGCUCAGAACGGUCCUGGUAUUACUAAUUUUGUUACCGCCCUUCAGGGCUGCUACUGGUCUCAUAGCCCGGUGGUGGUCAUCACUCCCGACCAUUCUUCGAUGCAAACGGGAACGGGGGGUUUUCAGGAAUGCGAUCAGUUGAAGAUAUUCGAGAGUAUGGUGAAGUACCAAGGGCAGGUGAACAACCCUAAAAGGGUCGCAGAGAUAACCUCGAGGGCCUUUGAUAUCGCCCUCAACGACCGAGGACCGACACAGAUCAACAUACCGAGAGAUUACUGGUAUGGCAAAUAUGAUUUUACUAUACCGGAUCCACUUCACAUUGAGCGAGGCCCUGGGGGGCCCAAGUCCAUCGAGCGCGCCAAGGAGCUCCUUAUGAGUGCUAAGAACCCGGUCAUAAUGGUAGGAGGGGGCGUGGCUGCCUCUAAGGAGAAUAUCGAGGCCGCAGUAAGGUUUGCGGAAAGCGUACAAUGCCCAGUGGUUACAACCUAUCUGCAUGGUGACGCCUUCCCACAGGAUCAUCCUCUUUGCGCUGGUAUUCUGAGUUAUGGUGGUAGUCUGGGGGCUAUGAAAGUAGCCAAGGAUGCUGAUGUCGUGUUGGCAUUGGGCACGCGCAUCAACCCUUAUAUGAAAAACCCUCAAUACGGCCUAGACUGGUGGCCGAAGAAUGCCAAGUUAGUUCAAGUUGAUAUCGAUUCACGCCGACUGGGGCUCACCAGUCCGGUAGCAGUAGCGGUUAAUGGUGAUGUUGGACAGUUUAUGGAUAUUCUCACUAGAUAUUUUACAUCACCUGAAGGGAAGCACGCGGCUCGACAGCUCUUAGACCCGAAUGCCAUCAAUGGUAGAUUGUCUAAGGCUAGAGCUCAUGUCAGUGAGUGGGAAGCGACACUGAAGGGUAUGACUGACGAUACGAGGUUGUGCCAACCGAACAGGGUGAGGCCUCGGCAGGCCUUGGCAGCUGUAGAAACGGCUUUGCCGGAGAACACCAUGUUGAGCGUCGAUACUGGCAAUUUGUCGGCUCUCAGCAGCAGCUAUAUGCCUAAGUUCAUCACGCGUGAGCCGUCCCUUGUCGGUCCGGGAAUGUGGGCGUCUUGCGGCCCUGCGUUUGGUGCUAUGAUGGGCGCUAAGCUGGCCAGACCCGACAGACCGGCUGUGGCUUACCAUGGUGAUGGUUCCUGGAUGAUGAAUGGCAUAAAUGAAGUCGUCACCUGCAUAAGGGAGCAAAUACCAACCACGGCUAUCGUAUUCAACAACAGGCAGUGGGGCGCAGAGAAAAGCAACCAGGUCAACUUUUUCGGGGAUCGCUAUCUUGGCACUAAUCUGGAUUAUCAGCCGGACCACGCCGCAGUUGCCCAGGCUUUUGGAGCUGUCGGGUUGAGAUGCACCCACGUUGAUGAAGUUGGUGACGCCGUGAGGGCCGCAGUUGACGCACAGAUGAAGGACGGCAAGACUUCCAUUGUCGAGAUAGUUUGCACACGAGAGCUUGGAGACCCCUUCCGUCGGGAUGCUAUGGCACUCCCGACUAGAUAUUUGGACAAGUAUAAGUCCACUAACACGGACAAGUACUCUCCUACAGGGCAGCCGACCGAUAUAUGAGAAUGCUCUGAUAUUCAAACAUGAUGUUUAUUCUUGAAUCUUCAACCUUGGGCUACUUUUUUACAUGCUAUUUACUCAUCUCUUUCAGGGUA
Molecule: messenger RNA, 1991 nt
Organism: Perkinsus marinus ATCC 50983
Lineage: Eukaryota; Perkinsozoa; Perkinsida; Perkinsidae
Product: Sulfoacetaldehyde acetyltransferase, putative
Exons: 17
Coding region: 1-1899 (632 amino acids)
Biological process (GO): taurine catabolic process; L-valine biosynthetic process
Cellular component (GO): mitochondrion; acetolactate synthase complex; cytoplasm
Molecular function (GO): thiamine pyrophosphate binding; magnesium ion binding; sulfoacetaldehyde acetyltransferase activity
Source: RefSeq, a predicted model, not a curated record